CCACAAAACUCGGUGAGGAAAAAAAAAAAAAGAAGAAAAGAACACGUACCUUAAUUUCGCAAAAUCAACCAAAGACAGAGAAAAAAUCCAAAGAGUAAAAGGAACAGAAGAGAAAGCUUGAAGCUAUGGGGAACACCAUGGGAAGGAGUAAAAAGACCAAGGUGAUGAAGGUGGAUGGAGAAACGUUCAAGCUGAAGACUCCAGCGAGAGCAAACGACGUCGUAAAGGACUACCCCGGUCACGUUUUGCUGGACUCCGAAGCGGUGAAACAUUUCGGGCUUCGGGCCAAACCCUUGGAGCCAUACCAGGAAUUGAAGCCCAAAAAGAUUUACUUUCUCGUUGAGUUACCGAAGAUUCAGCCCGAAGAGGAAAAAACGGCGCUACCGAGGAGGGUGCGAUCCAGUGGGAUACGCGGCAUGAACGCCUCGGAUAGGCUCGAGCUUCUCAUGCUCUCCAAACGCUCCGUUUCGGACCUCCCUCUCGCCAGGCAGGGCCCGAAGAUGGGCUCCGAUGGGCCCAUGAGGGUCAAGAUGAGGCUCCCCAAGGCCCAUUUGGACAAGUUGAUGGAGGAGAGCACCGACGGGUCCGAGGUGGCGGAGAAAAUCAUGAGUUUGUAUGUGGGAACCAAUGCCGGCGAGGGUGGUGGCGUUGCGGCGGUGGCGGAGGAAGGUGGCGCAAAGACGGUGUACAAUCACAAACCACGUGGGAAACGAGUGAGUUUUAGCCCAAUGGAAAAUGAAGAAAUUCAUGUAGUAGGAGCUGCUCAAUAGUUACUAUAGUCAAUAAGGGUACUUUCUUCCUUGUAAUUAUUUAAGUAGAAGCAAAAUCGUGACCAAGGGAAGAACUCAGAAGCAAGAGGCAAGGCAGAGCAAUAACACCCUCAUAGUUUCGUUCUGGUGCUUCUGAAGUAUGUUAAUUUUGUUCUGUAAUGUGUAGCCUACUUCACUAUGAGAGCUUAGAUAUGUAUAUACAUGCAUUUAUUUGUAGUGAUAUGGUUAGAAGAUUAUUGCUUCGAAUUUUAUCCUCA
Messenger RNA from Glycine soja, 1027 nucleotides. RefSeq lists its product as uncharacterized. The record is from RefSeq and is a predicted model, not a curated record. The transcript is spliced from 2 exons. Lineage: Eukaryota; Viridiplantae; Streptophyta; Magnoliopsida; Fabales; Fabaceae. The coding region runs from base 126 to 770 and encodes 214 amino acids.